UAUAUGUCUGCUUAAGCAAAGGAAAUGUUUUAAAGAUCAACCAUGAGAUCAAAAUGGUUUUCUGUUUUAAUUUUUAUUUUGUCGUUUUCUUUAUGGUUUGUGUUCUGUGGGAAGGGCUGGCUGGGACAAUCUUUGGUUUUUGAAAUCCCCUAGAUUGCUUGAAGUUGAGGACUAUGUCUUUUUAUGUUCUGUAUUUUUCUCACUUUGAUUACCUAUUAAUAACUUUCCUCAAUUUGCUGUGGAUCUGGCUGCUUAUAGAAUCGAAUUACCUUAAAUGGAUUAGUAUGAGGAAGUCGUUAGUUCAUCGGGAUGUGCAAAGUUUGUGGGAGUGCACCAUUUGAGAUACUAGAAUUUGUUCAGCAGCUUGUUUUUUAUUCACUCGCUAGACUAUUCACAAAAGGCAGUUGACCUUUAAUUGCAUUUAAGAUUUGAGAGUGGUUUGCUUUAUAGAAACAUUUGAGAGUAGUUUGGAUGAAGAUCAGAUUCAAUUUCAGAAAUAACUUGUCCGCGGAUUGCAGCCGAUUCAGAAAUUGUGCUCUGGGUCCAUGUAUGAACUGUUUGAAUAAAAAUCCUUUCUCUUUCUGGACUUGAUUGCGUCAUCUGCAUGUUGGCCUUGGAUUGAAGACAAUUUUCUUCAUUCAGAGUUAGAUGCAUAGCAGUCAACUGACAUUAACGUUCAGUAAACUUCUUUGCUUUGCGAGAUGCAUCAAAUGUGGGAAUAGAGGGUAGAAUUAGCUUUAGAUGCAAGUUGCUUCGAUCAUGCGUAGCAGUGGAAAGAGUCAUGCUUUUUUCUGCUAUAAGUGGGAAUAAAGUCCAUCAAUAGAUGAAUUUCAAAUGCAUAAACUACGCUUUGUGUCCAGUUCAAACAUGUCUUCAAGUUGAGUUGGCAGACAGCUUCCAAGAAUGGCACCUCUUGGUUUUGGCGUCCUGCAAGAUGAAUGUGAUUGGAAAUUGUUGUCUGCUCUUUUUACUAGAAGUUGGUGUCAUAUUCCCUAGUUCGAGGGACCAGAUGUUAGACACGAAUUCUAAGUGCUUUGGAAGGAACAUGAGAAAGUAUCAUUUUCUUUUUUAGCUGAUUUUUCAAAUCUGCUAUUUCUUUGCUAGUUUGUGAUUUGUCCUGUCGAUAAUUUCUUUGGACUGUAAGCUGCAUAAGAUCUUGGUGCACGAAGUUCACAAGAGAAACAUAACAACUUCCGUGCUUCUGCUUUUGAUGCUAUGAGGAUAUUGCGACCUUUAGCUUUCUACGUUGUUGUCCGUUUCACCUCCUUAUGUUUGUGGUGCUCGUAGUCUGCGCGUUCUUUUGAGUUUGUUUUGAAGAAAAGUCAGGGAACAAAGUUUUGAAGUUGUAGCGGCACUUAUCAAACCACCCUGCUUCACUAUAUAAGUAUAUAUGUUCGACAAUCAAGAGGGAACUCGAUUCUUGACCUUUUGAAAGACAUAAGGUCUAGCUACCUUCUGUGUAUUUGAAGGUUGGAUUGUUGCUUCAGUGUUUUUAGUUCGUUCACACUUUGGAGCAUCAGAAGAUGACAUACUCUUAAAGUCUGAAGAGAAGUAGUUCUUUAAUCAACCUAGUGAAAACAAUGAAGUGUUUUACUUUUCAAAUUUUUAUGGUCAAUGAUAUGUUGCUUUGGAUUAGUUUUUUGGCAUCUUAGUUGUCCAUUCGCUUUGAAAUGCAUUUUAUAUGCUGAAGCUGGAUUAAGAUUUUGAAGAUCAGCUUCAUCUUCUUUGACGGCUUUCUAGCCAACAGCUAAAGAGGGGGAAGUUGAAAUGUCACUAGUUGAUGGAUGUUCUUAAUUUAGAUUAGUUGAAUUGUUGCUGGAAAAGUUAGCUGAAUGAAGAUCAGUGUCUUGCAUAAUAACUGAAAUAAAAGCAUAUGUUUUUGGGAAAUCUAACAUGGAGAGCUCCUCAAAAAGGUAUCUUGCAGCUGAGCUUUCUCAGUACGGUCAAUCACCUAUGGCUUAGAUGUACUUCUGCCAUAUAUUUGCUUGGCACUUGUUAGUUGGUUGAAAUAAGUGAGGUAAAGUAUAUGGCCUUAAAUCGGAUCAAUUGGCAUUGUCAAGAAUUUAUCCGAGACGUUAGAAUGCCUUCAUAUUUGUUGUUUUAUGUUUUGCUGUUAUUGGCAUCGACUUCAUUGGGUACAUUUGGUCUGAGUCAACCUAAUGGGGUCAGAUGAAUGAAAUCUGCAGGACUGCAGAUUCCGCCGCCCAAGUUAUGCUGGACAGAGACACUGGUCGCCCUCGUGGAUUUGGGUUCUUAACAUAUGCAGACCGCCGGGCAAUGGAGGACGCGAUAAGAGAAAUGGAUGGUGCAGAGUUUGGUGAUAGGGCAAUCACAGUGAACAAGGCCCAACCAAAGAUGGGAAGUGAGGAUCCUGACCAUGGCUAUGGUGGAGGUUACUUAUCAGGUGGCAGGGCAAGCUAUGGUGGGGGUAAUAGGUCAGUUGGGCAAGAUACUUGCUUCAGCUGUGGUCGCCCUGGCCAUUGGGCCAGAGACUGUCCAUUAGAAGGAGGUGGCCGUGGUGCUCGACCACUAACACCCCCUCGUUCUAGGUAUGGCGGUGGUGGACGUGGGGAUAGGUUUGGAAGUGACCGUGAUAGGUACAUGGAUGACCGGUAUGAUAGAGGGAACUAUGCAGAUAGGGAGCGCUAUGACAGCAGAUACGGGAACCGUGAUCGAUACACUAGUGGCAGGUACCCUCCUGGUGGUGAUCGCUUGGGCAACAGGUAUGGGGGUUCUGACCGCUACCCUCAGAAUGGUUAUGGCAAAGAGAGAGGUUUUGAUAGGGAUGUAGGCCCGAGAGGUGUGGGUGACAGAUAUGAAGCUGGAGGGCCAGCCCGAGAAGGAAGAAGCUACAGAGAUAGAGCGGGACCAUAUGACCGCCCUCAAAGGGGAGGACGCCCACCUUCCUUUGACCGUUACUGAAGUGCCAUCUAUGUGGAAGAUGUUGACUUUUAGUUGAUCUCUGCCGCAGUUUGGUGGUAUGGAGUACAGUAGGGUAACUGUAUGCCGUCUUGUUUGGAAGCAGCUAGUAGGACUAUGCAUGAAUACUGACGAAUAGAGUAAAUUAGUAGGAACGUCGCAGCGUUAUGUUUAUUCCUAGUGAAACAGAUUGGACGUCUUUAGUGUCUUUUGGUUUUGUUUUUAUGCUUUUGUAGAAGAGGGAGCCUUCCUCUAUUGGAACGCAUUAUGGUCCCCUGUAUGCCAUUUCCACUUAUUGCUCCAAUCAUACUCUCUCACAACAAGAUUGUCCUUGUGAUCAGUUAAAUAAAAGUCUUGGUCCAAUGCGUCUCCA
Molecule: messenger RNA, 3292 nt
Organism: Nicotiana tabacum (common tobacco)
Lineage: Eukaryota; Viridiplantae; Streptophyta; Magnoliopsida; Solanales; Solanaceae
Source: RefSeq, a predicted model, not a curated record